Molecule: messenger RNA, 1089 nt
Organism: Closterium sp. Yama58-4
Lineage: Eukaryota; Viridiplantae; Streptophyta; Zygnematophyceae; Desmidiales; Closteriaceae
Source: the annotation of a GenBank genome assembly
AUGUUCCCCCAUUCCCCGCUCCCCCAUUUCCUAAUCCCCCAUUCCCCGCUCCCAAGUUUCCUGUCCCCCGAUGCCCUUACCCCCAAUCUUUGUCCCCCCAUUCCCUAUUCCCCCAUUCCCUGUUCCCCAAUUCCCCCACCCCCAUUCACUGUUCCCACAUUCUCCGCUCCCCCGUCCCCCGUCCCCCCAUUCCCCGUUCCAUCAUUCCCUGCUCCCACAUUCCCUGUCCCCCCAUUCCCAGCUCCUCCAUUCCCCUCCUUCUCCCCAUUGUCACCCCUCCUUCUCCCCCCUGCUUCCCCUCCUUCUCCCCCCUGCUUCCCCUCCUUCUCCCCCCUGCUUCCCCUCCUUCUCCCCCCCUGCUUCCCCUCCUUCUCCCCCCUGCUUCCCCUCCUCCCCCCUGCUUCCCCUCCUUCUCCCCCCUGCUUCCCCUCCUUCUCCCCCCUGCUUCCCCUCCUUCUCCCCCCUGCUUCCCCUCCUUCUCCCCCCUGCUUCCCCUCCUUCUCCCCCCUGCUUCCCCUCCUUCUCCCCCCUGCUUCCCCUCCUUCUCCCCCCUGCUUCCCCUCCUUCUCCCCCCUGCUUCCCCUCCUUCUCCCCCCCUGCUUCCCCUCCUUCUCCCCCCUGCUUCCCCUCCUUCUCCCCCCUGCUUCCCCUCCUUCUCCCCCCUGCUUCCCCUCCUUCUCCCCCCUGCUUCCCCUCCUUCUCCCCCCUGCUUCCCCUCCUUCUCCCCCCUGCUUCCCCUCCUUCUCCCCCCUGCUUCCCCUCCUUCUCCCCCCUGCUUCCCCUCCUUCUCCCCCCUGCUUCCCCUCCUUCUCCCCCCUGCUUCCCCUCCUUCUCCCCCCCUGCUUCCCCUCCUUCUCCCCCCUGCUUCCCCUCCUUCUCCCCCCUGCUUCCCCUCCUUCUCCCCCCUGCUUCCCCUCCUUCUCCCCCCUGCUUCCCCUCCUUCUCCCCCUGCUUCCCCUCCUUCUCCCCCCUGCUUCCCCUCCUUCUCCCCCCUGCUUCCCCUCCUUCUCCCCCCUGCUUCCCCUCCUUCUCCCCCCUGCUUCCCCUCCUUCUCCCCCCUGCUUCCCCUCACGGCAGGGUGGAAGAUAG